Molecule: messenger RNA, 4373 nt
Organism: Rattus norvegicus (Norway rat)
Lineage: Eukaryota; Metazoa; Chordata; Mammalia; Rodentia; Muridae
Gene: Csf1
Product: colony stimulating factor 1
Biological process (GO): osteoclast differentiation; positive regulation of cell migration; positive regulation of immune system process
Cellular component (GO): membrane; extracellular region; plasma membrane
Molecular function (GO): cytokine activity; growth factor activity; identical protein binding
Source: RefSeq, a predicted model, not a curated record
UUGCACAGCCACAGAGCGACUGGAAAGAGAGCUAGCGGGGAGGACUAGGCGGCCCGCUUGGGGGAAGGGAGUCGGCGGUUCAGUGGGCCUCUGGGGUGUAGUAUGUGUCAGUGCCUGUGAGUGUGUUUUGUGUGUGUGUGUGUGUGUGUGUGUGUGUGUGUGUGUGUGUGUGUGUGUCUGGCGGAGGGCCAGGGUGAUUUCCCAUAAACCACAUGCCCCGCCAGCCCGCCCGCUUAAAAGGCUGUGCCGAGGACUGGCCAGCGAAGCUCGGCCAGGGGAAAGUGAAAGUUUGCCUCGGUGCUCUCGGUGUCGCUGCGGCUCUCUGCAUCCCGGGACAGCAGCGUGGCCCUCGACCGCGGCGCAGGCUCUCCAGCCACUAGCGAGCAAGGAAGCGAACGAACCAGGGCGGCCAACACGCCGUGCCGGGACCCAGCUGCCCGUAUGACCGCGCGGGGCGCCGCGGGGCGCUGCCCUUCUUCGACAUGGAUGGGCUCCCGGCUGCUGCUGGUCUGUCUCCUCGUGAGCAGGAGUGUUGCCGAGGUGUCGGAGCACUGUAGCCACAUGAUUGGGAAUGGACACCUACAGAUUUUGCAGCAGUUGAUCGACAGCCAAAUGGAGACUGCAUGCCUGAUCGAAUAUAAAUUUGUAGACCAGGAACAGCUGGACGAUCCCGUUUGCUACCUAAAGAAGGCCUUUGUUUUGGUACAAGUCAUAAUCGAGGAAACCAUGCGCUUUAAAGACAACACCCCCAACGCCAACGCCACCGAGAGGCUACAGGAACUCUCUAUGAAACUGAACAGCUGCUUUAUCAAGGACUAUAAGGAACAGAACGAGCAUUCAUUAGACAGAAGGCACAGUGUGGACCCUGAGGAUAUCCUUGGAACAAGAAAUUCCCCUUCCCACCCUUACAGUGAGGCCUGUGUCCAAACUUACAAAGAGAGUCCUCUCCGGUUGCUGGAGAAAAUCAAGAAUUUCUUUAACGAAACAAAGAAUUUCCUUGAAAAGGACUGGAAUAUUUUUAGCAAGAACUGCAAUGACAGCUUUGCUAAAUGCUCUAGCAGAGAUGUGGUGACCAAGCCUGAUUGCAACUGCCUGUACCCUAAAGCCACCCCUAGCAGCGACCUGGCCUCUGCCUCCCCUCACCAGCCCCCUGCCCCCUCCAUGGCCCCUCUGGCUGACUUGGCUUGGGAUGAUUCUCAGAGGACAGAGGGAAGCUCCCUCUUGCCCAGUGAUCUGCCUCUUCGCAUAGAGGACCCAGGCAGUGCUAAGCAGCGACCGCCCAGGAGUACCUGCCAGACCCUCGAGUCAACAGAGCAACCAAAUCACGAGGACCCACAACCUCAUCCUUCUGCGGGGGCCCCCAUCCCUGGGGUGGAAGACAUUAUUGAAUCUUCAAUGGGCACUAACUGGGUCUUAGAAGAAGCUUCUGGAGAGGCUAGUGAGGGAUUUUUGACCCAGGAAAGGAAGUUUUCCCCCUCCAAUCCUGUAGGGGGCAGCAUCCAGGCAGAGACUGACAGACCCUGGGCCCGCUCAGCAUCUUCUCCAUUCCCUAAAUUAACAGAGGAUCAACAGCCAACGAAUAUAACAGACACCCCGUUGACAGAGGUGAACCCUAUGAGACCCACUGGCCAGACACUGAAUAAUACUCCUGAGAAGACGGAUGGUUCAUCUACACUGCGCGAAGACCAGCAGGAGCCACGCUCUCCCCAUUUUGCCACACUGAAUCCCCAACGAGUCGGCAACUCAGCCACCCCCUAUGCUAAGUUACUGCCUCCCAAAAGCCACUCUUGGGGCAUUGUACUGCCCCUUGGGGAGCUCGAGGGCAAGAAAAGUACUAGAGAUCGAAGGAGCCCCGCAGAGCUGAAAGGAGGACCAGCAAGUGAGGGGGCAGCCAGGCCUGUGGCCCAAAGUACUAGAGAUCGAAGGAGCCCCGCAGAGCUGAAAGGAGGACCAGCAAGUGAGGGGGCAGCCAGGCCUGUGGCCCGUUUUAAUUCCAUUCCUUUGACCGACACAGGCUCUUCUAUUCAGGAUCCCCAGACCUCUGCGUUUGUCUUCUGGGUGCUAGGCAUCAUCCUAGUCUUGCUGGCUGUCGGGGGCCUCCUGUUCUACAGUUGGAAGCGGAGGGUAAGGAGAACUCCGGGAGAAGAGGACAUCCUAUGGGGCAAGACAAAGGCUGGAGCCAUCGAGACCCUCGGACAUUGGAUUCUUCUGUGGGGCGACCAGAGGGCAGCUCCCUGGCCCAGGAUGAGGACAGACAGGUGGAACUGCCAGUGUAGAAAGGAUUCUAAGCUGGGCACACAGGACUAUCUCUUUAUGGGAGGAGACAUUAUGGCAACGUCCACCACUACCCUCUCCUGUCAUCUUCCUGGGAAUGUGGUCUGCCACUACCAGAGCUCCUGCCUACCAAGACUGGAUGAAAGCAGCUUUGAUGGGGAUCUUUCCAUCCUAACCCUUAGACUCUCAACUAAAGAGAGAGGGCUGGAGGAUGCCCCCAGUAUCCUGCCACUAUUUAUUGUGGGCCCUGGAGGCUCGCUGCAUUUGAGGAAGGGCAGCUCAACAGCUCAGGACCCUUUCCCUUAGGGGCUGUUCCCUCCUCUCAAAACCAGAACCUGGCAAGGGCCACACUAGCCUGUAUGGCCCAUGGGAGAUCAGGACAGAUGAGAAGGAGCAGAAGAGCCCUGUGCCCAGAAGACCCAACUGGUGCCAAGGAAUCCCAACGUGGACAGGCAGGGGCCUGUUUCCCAAGAAGAGAGCCUGACAUUCAAAGGGUGGGACAGCAUCUGCCCAACUUCCCGUAAAGGCAUAAAGGCACGAAGCCCAAAAAACGGGAAGAGGAGGCCUUUGGCUGCUUGUGAUGACAGCUUAAAGGGGUCUACACCCUCAACUUGCCUAAGUGCCCUCUGCUGAUAGCCAGGAAGGAGGGAGACCAGCCCUCCGGACCUAUCUGACCUGGCUCAUGAUGCCAAGAGGAAGACUGAGCUCUAACCUCAUCUCCUCCUGCCCAUAGCCCCUGCCAGAGUUCUUUUGCCAGCAGAGGCACCCCUCAUGAAGGAAGCCAUUGCACUGUGAAUACUGAACCUGCCUGCUGAACAGCCUGUCCAAUCCAUCCCUAUGAGCGAUCAUCCGUCCGAAUGUUCUCCCACUUCCUUCAACCUCUCCUCAGCUUCUUGCACUGAGCUGGCCUCACAUGUUGACUGAGGGAGCCCCUAAGCCCGACCUUCCCCCGCCUCAGCCUUUGAUUGUCCAGGGUGAAGCUGUGGGAGAACUGCCUGGGCUACCAGUCAGAGCUGGUCUUUAGGCUGUGUUCCUUACCCAGGUUUUUGCAUCUUGCACUUUGACAUUCCCAGGAGGGAAGUGACUAGGGGAAGGGAGAGAAGAAGGGGAGACAGAGACAAAGGCCACAGGCAGAGCUAUAAAUGAGAAUGGGUCUUGAAAAUAUGUGUGUACCCCUAAGCUUGAAGUUGAUCUCUAUACUCCAGUCCCUUGCCAGCUGCCUUCCCCUACUGCCUGAAGCCUGGAGCUGAGCAGGUUGUCUGGUCCUGAGCUCUGGGUAUGGAGCUCUGUGCUCCAGCCCCACCCUCUUCUGGCCUUUGCUCUCCAGACCUGACUCUGGUAGGGAAGGAUACCUUCCCAGUCUCACCUACCCCCCCCCCUGCCAUCUCUAGCCAAGCAAGCCAGGUCUAGAGAGGGAUCAAAAAAAAAUGGGUCAUUUACUUCCAACUCUGCUCUGAUGCUCUGUUUCCUGAGCCAGGCUAGUCUGUGGUGACCUGGGCAUGGGUGACAGGGCUCUUACUUGCUCCUUGGUCUCUUUAUGCUGCUGCCCCGCCUCCCCCCUUUCCUGCCCUCCCUGGCUACUGGGUCGCUAAUCUUUCAGGCCAUGGAUCCGGAGGAGAGUGGUCUAUAGGCUCCACCAGCCCUGUCCUGAGACAACAGAGGGGGUGAGGACACUGGAGACUUUCCCGUGGGGCUUACUUAGCCUUCUAGUUACAGACUAUUUCCACACUAGAAAAUACGUAUUUUUAAAUAGAAGAAAAACACAGAAACAAACAAAAGGCAUUCUCCUACCCCUCCAUCUUAAACAUACAUUAUUAAAGACAGAAGAGCAAAUCCAACCCAUUGCAAGAGGCUCUUUGUGGGUGCCUGGUUGCAUAAGAGCAGGAGGAGCCCCAAACCCACCUUUGGAGCUUCCCUGCACAGGAACCCCUUCUUCCCUCCAAGAAAGCCCAGAGGGAGCACUGCCUCACCAACUGUGAGACUGCGUUUUUUUAUACUUGGAAGUGGUGAAUUAUUUUAUAUAAGGUCAUUUAAAUAUCUAUUUAAAAAAUAGGAAGCUGCUUUUAUAUUUAAUAAUAAAAGAAGUGCACAAGCUGCCA